AUGGAACCAUAUAAUAAAUUAGCACCACCAAUGACACCAUUAAAAACACCUAUACGACCCAUACCACAAUUUUAUGGGUCAAAUUCAACAACACAACCACAAUCAACAAGCAAACCAACACCAGAACAAUAUGCAUUUAAUUCAUCAAUGUUUAGCGAAAAGAAAAAAAAUCAAUAUCAAACUCCUAAAUGUCCUUCACCACCGCUAAAAUCUACACCAGCAAGCAGGCAACUACAAUCCAAUGUACCAUUAAUCCAUCAUAUAUCAUCCCUAUCCAACUUUUCACCUAAUUUAACAGAACUUGUAAAUAAUAAUAAUAAUAAUAACAACAAUAAUAACAAUAGCCAAAAUGAAUUUCAUUGUGGUAGUUUUAACGGAAGCAAUAGUAAUGGUUUUAGUAGCAGUAUAAAUAAUAAAUUAACGACACUAUCCUCACCUGUACACAAUAAUGGUUUUUAUAAUAGUCUCAACUCCAGUAAUAAUAACAGUAAUAUAAUAUCAUUAUUUGAUAAAAAUUUUGAAAUUCAAUCAAAUUUAGGAACUGGUUCCUUUUCAGUAGUAUAUAAAGUAAAAAGCAAAUUUGAUGAUCAACUCUAUGCAGUUAAACAAGCAAGACAUCAAUUUAGAGGUUUUCAAGAAAGAGAGAGAGCAGUCCGUGAAGUUAAAACUGCUGUAUCAUUACCACCCCACCAAAAUGUCCUUCAAUACUAUAGCAGUUGGGAACAAAAUAGUACACUUUAUAUUCAAACUGAACUUUGCGAAAAUGGAUCAUUACAAGAUUUUCUAGAAUCUGUGUCAUCAGUCGAAAAUUUAUUAUUAACUGAAGAAUUAAUUUGGAACUUUUUAUUAGAUAUUUGCUUGGGUAUUCAACAUAUACAUUCAUACAACAUGUUACAUUUAGAUAUUAAACCUGAAAACCUAUAUAUAUCAUCAGAAGGAAAUAUUAAAAUUGGAGAUUUUGGUAUGGCAGUUAAAUUAGAAGUAAAUAAUAAUAUAAAUAACAAUAAUAAUGGCAAUAACAAUAAUAAUAAUAACGGUACAAAUUCAAAUAAUACAUCAAUAGACAGUGAUUAUAAUAAUUUAAGUUUAGAUGAAGAUGAUAUAUUUUUUGAUUUUAUAGAAGGUGAUAGCAGAUAUUUAGCACCCGAAUUUUUAACCAACAAGAAACUAAUUUGCAAACCCUCAGAUAUAUUUUCAGUUGGUGUAACUUUUUUCGAAAUUGUAACUGGUAAAGAGAUGCCCUCCAACGGACAACUAUGGGAAAUGUUAAGAAAUGAUAAAGCCAACGAAUUUUUAGAACCAUCAAAAUACUCUGAUCAAUUGUACACCAUAAUAUGUGAAAUGAUGAAAUCAUUGAUUCAAGAUCGUAUUCAAUUGGAUACAAUACUAUCACAUCAAAAUAUUCAAAUCAUUCAAGAAAAACGAAGAAAGAAUCAAAACUACUGUAAACAAUUAAUAGAACCUUAUUUAAAAUAUCAACAAGAACAAAAAAAUAACAAUAACAACAAUAAUAAUUUAUUUAAUGGUAAUAAUGGCGAAGAUGAAUAUCAUAACAAUAACUAUGAUGAUGAUGACUAUGAUGAUUGUAUCGAUUCAGAAUUUAAUAAUAACAAUAGUAAUAGUAUAAGAGUUAGUAAUCAUAAUAACGGCAACCACUUUUUAAAAUCAAUUUCUUUUGCAAAUACUAUAAACUACUCCCACUCCUCAUCCUCUCUAUUAAGCGAUGAUGAUGACAGUAGUAGAGACUCACCAAUUCACUUUAAUUUAAAUAGCAACCUAACAAAUAGCCUAUUCUCAACAAUACACGAAGAAAACAAUGUAUCAUCAUCACCUUUAACUAUAAAUGCUUUAUCUUCAUCCUCUUCAAAUAUCAAUAACAAUCAGCCAAGAUCCAAUACCCCAAUUAAUAAAUUACUAGUUAAUAAUGUAACAUCGAGCACCAACAAUUUAAAUUCAUCAUUCUAUGGUGUACAAAAUAAUAGCGCAAAUAAUCUUUUAAGUAGCAGUGGUGAAUAUUUAAAUAGUAGCAGUGGUUCAAAGAAAAAACUGGGUAAAAGAGGUUUGGAAAAUAUAAAUAGUUCAAGUUCAAAACUUUUUAUUAAAAAAUCAUUGGAAUCUCAAGAAAAUGAAAAUGUGAGUCCAAGAAAUCUUUUAAGUGUAUGUAUAACUUAUAACUUAUAA
Dictyostelium purpureum is the source of this 2181-nucleotide messenger RNA. RefSeq lists its product as uncharacterized. Gene Ontology annotation, molecular function: protein kinase activity; ATP binding. The record is from RefSeq and is a predicted model, not a curated record. Lineage: Eukaryota; Evosea; Eumycetozoa; Dictyosteliales; Dictyosteliaceae. Bases 1 to 2181 code for a protein of 726 amino acids. The transcript has 3 exons. Gene Ontology annotation, biological process: protein phosphorylation.